Ustilaginoidea virens is the source of this 786-nucleotide messenger RNA. RefSeq lists its product as uncharacterized. Gene Ontology annotation, molecular function: riboflavin reductase (NADPH) activity; FMN binding. The transcript is spliced from 2 exons. Lineage: Eukaryota; Fungi; Ascomycota; Sordariomycetes; Hypocreales; Clavicipitaceae. The record is from RefSeq and is a predicted model, not a curated record. Bases 1 to 786 code for a protein of 261 amino acids.
AUGCCGUUGCUCAAGGGUGCUCGCCAAGGCGCUCUGGGAGCCAUUGACACGGGAGGCUGGAUACCAAGGCGGCCGCAGCUGCUGCCGCUGCGCUCCACGCCCGAGCCGCCAGCCCGGUGCCGCCAUCGCGCGGCAGGCCGGCACUUCCAGACGUCCAGCUCGGCGGGCUCGGCGGGCUCGUGCAAGAGCGACGGCGCCCAAGCCCCGACGGCAGACCCGGACGUCGAGACCACGCUUCCCGAGCAGCUCCGCUCCGUGCUGCGGUGUCUCACCAACCCCAUCGUCGUGUGCACCGCGACGCACGACGGCACGCCCCGCGCCAUGACCAUGUCGUCCUUCACCUCGCUGACGCUCUCGCCGACGCCGCUCGUCUCCUUCAACAUUGCCACGCCGAGCCGGACGCUCGACGCCAUAGCGGCCAGUCGGGAGUUCAACAUCCACGUGCUGGCGGGCGACGCGAGCGGCGCCGCCGUGGCGGACCACUUCGCCCGGGGGAAUGCGGACGGGGUGUUUGCUACCAUGGAGGGGGCGACGUACACGGCGGGCGGGCGCGGGGGCCGCGAUGCGGCGCCGCUGAUUGCGGGCGAAGGCAUCCUGCGGGUUCUUCGGUGCACCUUGCUGAGGGAGGGCGCCAUGGAGGGCCUGGUGCGCGUGAGGGAUCACGUAGUCGUCGUGGGGGAGGUGCUGGGCAUGACGGCGGGCGCUGGGGCGAACAAGUUUGGCCUGGCGUACGCGGACAGGAGGUACAGGCGGGUUGGGGGGGUUAUCGAGCCCGGACGGUGGUGA